Drepanopeziza brunnea f. sp. 'multigermtubi' MB_m1 is the source of this 2757-nucleotide messenger RNA. NCBI's taxonomy places the organism in Eukaryota, Fungi, Ascomycota, Leotiomycetes, Helotiales, Drepanopezizaceae. The record is from RefSeq and is a predicted model, not a curated record.
AUGCAGGAUCCGAACGACGAUCCCACUUCCCACAAUCUUCACAAAGACCGCGGAAGAUGGAUCAUGGAUCCUUUUUCCUUUGCAAGUUCCGAUGCUGUUGAGAUCCCCGUUAAUAUAAAAAUGAAAGUCCGCCGCGAAACUACUCCUCACUCUGACCUCUAUGUUACCGUACAGUUGUGGGCAGAUUCCAAGCCACUUACGGUGCCUGUCCAAACCGCUUACAAGCCCUUUCGAAAUGAAAGAAAAUGGAACGAGUGGCUCACGCUUCCUAUUAACUACUCAACUCUACCGUUAAGCUCGCAGCUUGCUAUUACACUCUGGGAUCUAUCGCCCGCUGGAGGAGAGGGAGCACAGGGACACGCAAUACCAUUCGGUGGGACUACCCUUCGUUUGUUUGACCAGGAAAAUCAACUUCAGAAGGGCCGGCAGAAAUGCUACGUGCAUCGUCGCAAAGCCGCAGAUGGCCUGGACUCGACUUCCACUCCAGCAAGCCUCCCAAAGGUUCGCCGGGAUGGAUCCAAGGGAAAAGAAACUACAGAAACCGCAGACAAAGAGAGUGAGGAGUUGGACCGGCUCGAAAAACUGUUCAAGAAGCAUGAAAUGGGGGAGAUACCACGAGUUGAAUGGCUUGAUCAGCUGGUAUUCCGAGGGGUUGAGAAGAAAGGCUUGCGGGCCUCCAGUACGUCUCUAAAAGCACUUCAGAGACGACACUCUCGAGAACGAAGCACUGUCAUGACGCUGGACGGAACGGGAGAGAAGCCGGCAAAGCAAAACCAGGACGAAGCAUCGAUCGAAGAUGAACGAUUUACUUUGUAUGUCGAAUUACCACGGUUCGACUUUCCGAUUGUAUUUGCCGAUCAUGAGUACCCACCGCCUCCUAUAUCCUCCCUACAGCAUUUGUCAUCUUCACAAUCUAUUUCUCUCAGACCACCGCCCGAAGUUCAGUAUGGUCCAGGGAUUAACGGACUAGGAGACAACGACGAUCACGGAUUUGGAGGUCGUCUCGUACGUGUGUUCGAUCCUGAAGUUGGGGCAAGAGACAACCCGGCAGAAAGCAAGCAUCGACGUCUUGUGAGAAGUCAUCGCACUGGUGUUCUGGACAGGGAUUUGAAGCCGAAUGCAAAGGUCAGAGAUGAGCUUAACGGCAUCAUGGCAUAUUCGCCUACCCACAUACUCUCUCCUGAGGAGAAAGAUCUCGUGUGGAAAUUCCGGCAUCACUUGACCCGAGACAAGCGAGCUAUGACCAAGUUCGUCAAGUCCGUCAACUGGAGUGAUCAGAGCGAAUCGCGGCAAGCUGUACAGAUAUUAGCUAAGUGGACUGAAGUCGACGUUGACGAUGCCCUGGAACUACUUGGUCCUACGUUCGUCAACCCCGCUGUAAGAGCCUAUGCUGUCGAACGUCUUCGAAAAGCCGACGACGACGAGCUCUUGCUAUAUCUUCUGCAAUUAGUGCAAGCCCUAAAGUUCGAGAAGAUCUCACCAGACUCUAACACGGACGCAACCUCAGAUUCCUCGCUUGCAAAGUUCCUCAUAUCUCGCGCAACCAACAACUUCUUACUUGGAAACUAUUUCCACUGGUAUCUGAUGGUAGAGUGCGAUGACAAGAGUGAAGACCAAGCGGCAUCAUACCGGAAACUUUUCGCAAAGGUCGAGUAUGAUUUCAUGAUGGAGCUAGUGAAACUUCCAGGUGGGAAAGAGACUCGCAAAAUCUUGCUACGACAAGCCGAGCUCGUCACAGUCUUGUCUAAAAUUUCCAUGGAUAUCAAAGUAUCACGAGAAGCCAUACCUAAGAAGGUCGAGCGGGUUAAAGUGUUCCUGGCAGAUCCAAAGAACGAGAUCAUUACGAUUGAUCCACCGAUACCGUUGCCUCUCGACCCAUCGGUAAUGAUUACAGGGAUCGAUCCUGCCAACACCCUCGUGUUCAAGUCGUCGCUGUUCCCAGUGAUGGUAACAUUCAAGACACUGUCCAAACAGAAGUACCAAAUCAUCUUCAAAACCGGAGACGAUCUCCGACAGGAUCAAUUGGUUAUUCAGAUCAUCACUCUCAUGGACCAGCUACUACAAAAAGAGAACCUAGACCUGAAGCUGUCACCAUACAAAAUUCUUGCUACUGGAGCCACUGCCGGAGCAGCCCAGUUUGUCCCUUCCAUGAGUCUCCAAAGCAUCGUCAACAAGUUCAGAGGCAACACCGUCCUCGCCUACCUGAAGUCCAACAACCCAGACGAUGCAGCACCUCUCGGGGUCCGCAAAGAAGCUCUCGACAUCUUCAUCAAGUCUUGCGCUGGCUACUGCGUAAUCACCUACCUCCUCGGCGUCGGUGACCGCCACCUCGACAACCUCCUUCUCGCCCCCGACGGCCACUUCUUCCACGCCGACUUUGGUUUCAUCCUCGGCCGCGACCCCAAGCCCUUCGCACCCGCCAUGAAGCUCUGUAAAGAGAUGGUCGAUGGCAUGGGUGGUUCCUCCUCAGAAUACUACCGCCAGUUCAAGCAGUACUGCUUUACAGCCUACACCACUCUGCGCAAAUCCUCGAAUUUGAUUCUCAACCUGUUUAGUUUGAUGGUUGAUGCGAAUAUCCCUGAUAUCAAGAUUGAGCCGGAUAAAGUCGUGCUAAAGGUUAAGGAGAGAUUCCAUUUGGAGUACACUGAGGAGGAGGCGAUUAGGCAUUUUGACACGUUGAUUGAGGACAGUUCGAAUGCGAUUUUCCCGGUGGUCAUUGAUCGUUUGCACGGGUUUGUGCAGCAUUUUAGGGCGUGA